UCGAGAAUUCCAUUUCCGUCAACAAAACCAUGCCUCAUCUCACGAAAGAAGAGCCCCAGGAGGGCAAAGAACCGGGGCAACAGAGUGAUGGGUAUCACCAAUUUGUAGAAAUUCAUGGACCGCAACUCUUAGGUUCAGGUGUUCCUGAUUUUUAUUGGCCUAAACUGUUCGAAAAGCUGGGCAAAGAGACGUUUGAUGCCGGUGAAUUCUUCCGGAUCCUCUGUGUACAGAGUGAAAAUGAAAAUAAGUGGAAAGUGGUAGCAACUAAAGCCUUGGAGAGCAAACACCCAAACAGUAUAUUCCUGGUCGAUCAUGCAUGGACCUACAGAGUGUCUGACUGCCGGCCACAGCUUGAACAGAUUCCUGGCCUUUUGGAAAGGAUGGCAGCUCUCAUGGACAUCCUGUCAGAGGGGAGGUCAAAGGAAGAGGUCAUUGAGGACGUUCUGCAGCAAAUGUGGAAGUUUAACCAGACCUACAGUAUCGGAAAUGCGGAAUUUGGAUCAGAUGAGUCAAUGCCAAUAUGGUACAUCAUGGACGAGUUUGGCUCGCGAGUCCAGCACUCAAAUUCUCCCACAGUGAGGAUGUGCCCAUUUUACUUUGGGCCUCUUCAGAUCUCCUUUACACUCAUGUGGCCCUUAAAGGACCUCAAAGAGAAUGAUGAAAUCACAAGAGAUUUUUUACCAAGUGUACAAAAUCCAGAAACAAGAAAAGCCAGGUUGAUUCCUUGGGUUCCCUCUGAUUUGACUGCAGUUGACUACUCUCAGAAAGAACCAGACAUUUCUUUUUUCAGGUCGUUUAUUAAACUGGAAAGUUUUGCAGACUCUGACAUUAAAUAUGGAAGACUUCCACGCGACAGGAACCCCAAAGUUUACCUGAAAUAUAUGAGUUUCCACCAGUUUCUCACAGACAAUAGAUUUGAUAUUGUGGAAACAAUGGAAGAAGCAGAUAUUAUAUUCAUACAGAAACACUUCAAAGAAUAUGACAAAUACCCAGAUAAAUGCGUGAACCAGUUUCCCUUUGAGAGGGUGGUGACUGUAAAGGACCUCCUGGCGGUUGUCUCGCGGCGAGCAGGGGACGGCAAAGAAGAUCCAGACACAUUGGAGAGGAAUCCAAAAUGGCUUCCAGUCACCUACAAUUUGGAAACUGAAAUUACACAAUUUGUUUCUUACUUUCAGCAGAGGGAGAAAAGAGCUCUUGACAACCACUGGAUAUGCAAACCUUGGAAUCUGGCCAGAGGUCUAGACAUGCACGUCACAAAUAACCUGGAUUACAUCAUCAGACUGCCGGACAGCGGGCCAAAGAUCGCCUGUAAAUAUGUACACGAUCCAGUUCUGUUUAUGAGAGAGGACAUCGGCAAUGUCAAAUUCGACAUCCGCUACAUAGUGCUGCUGUCCAGCGUGACUCCGCUGAAACUUUAUGUUUAUAGAGUGUUUUGGCUCCGAUUUGCAAACAGGCCUUUUUCGUUAGAUCACUUUGAUGACUACGAGAAACAUUUUACAGUGAUGAAUUAUGUUGAUGAGGGACAAAAAUUAAAACAGGUUAACUACGAUGACUUUAUUCCGAUGUUUGAAUCACAGUACCCCGCUUACAAAUGGACAGAAGUGGAGGAAGACAUCUUCCAAAUGUUCAGAGAGCUGUUCCAGGCAGCCACAGCCCUGCCCAGUCCUCAGGGCAUUAGCCACAACCCACAGUCCAGGGCCAUGUAUGCCAUUGACUUAUUGCUGGAGUGGCGGAAAAAUUCUAAAGGGGAGAGAACUAUCCAGCCAGUUAUUUGUGAAGUGAACUUUUGCCCUGACUGUGACCGGGCUUGUAAAUAUCACCCUAACUUUGUGAAUGAUGUGUUCAGCACUCUCUAUUUGGAUGAUAUUGAGGGCCGACCUGUUACACAGCUGUAACUGUCUAUAACUGAAGGCCAAUUUGUUACACAGCUACAACGGUGAAUGAAAAUUAUAUAUACCUCUUAUUCUGUUGCGGUGUGUAAUAGAUAUUGAUCAUUUAAGGGGGGGGGGGAGAAGGAUAGAUUUCUUUAUUCUAAAGGUAAAGAGGAUAUUUUUUCUUGAAAUAAAGAAAGAAAAAAUGCUCUGGAGAGUUACACCAAUA
Ostrea edulis (European flat oyster) is the source of this 2100-nucleotide messenger RNA. Its product is annotated as tubulin--tyrosine ligase-like protein 12. NCBI's taxonomy places the organism in Eukaryota, Metazoa, Mollusca, Bivalvia, Ostreida, Ostreidae. The transcript has 13 exons. The record is from RefSeq and is a predicted model, not a curated record. Bases 30 to 1895 code for a protein of 621 amino acids. Gene Ontology annotation, biological process: protein modification process.